Messenger RNA from Aspergillus puulaauensis, 261 nucleotides. Its product is annotated as YOS1 family protein. Gene Ontology annotation, biological process: endoplasmic reticulum to Golgi vesicle-mediated transport. The transcript has 4 exons. Gene Ontology annotation, cellular component: COPII-coated ER to Golgi transport vesicle; endoplasmic reticulum membrane; Golgi membrane. NCBI's taxonomy places the organism in Eukaryota, Fungi, Ascomycota, Eurotiomycetes, Eurotiales, Aspergillaceae. Bases 1 to 261 code for a protein of 86 amino acids. The record is from RefSeq and is a predicted model, not a curated record.
AUGUCGUUCUUCGGUCUCGGAAGACUCGUCUACGUGAUAAUCCUCAUAACCAACUCCAUCGCAAUCCUCUCCGAAGACCGCUUUCUCGCACGAAUUGGAUGGGGGCGCACGCAAGCGGACCCUGCCUUCGGCGCCGCCUACGACAGCACAAGCGUGAAAGCAAAGACCAUAAACCUGAUUGCUAGUGUGAGGACAGUGAUGCGGAUACCCCUAAUCGCGAUUAAUACAAUAAUCAUCGUCUAUGAACUCAUCUUAGGAUGA